AUGUUCUUCAGAAAAAAACCUAAGCAAAAUACGACGAUCAACACCGAAAAGAUAACAAAUUACACCCAUUUCUUAGAGAUCCCUUUAAAAAUCGUGGGUUGUUGGGACUGGUAUCCAGAACCGAGGUCUGAAUAUCAAAUAAUCUUGAAUAAUGUCUACAUCUGCAUGGUUUUGUUCGUUCUCACGAACAUUCCGAUGACUUUAUUCGUUAAUUUGUACAUUGAAUGGGCAGGGAUGAUGGAUAGCUUAGAUGAAUUAGCUGAUUGCAUGCCUUCUCUUGUUUCGAUAGCAAUAGUCUGUUAUUUCGUGGUGAAUAGAAAGAAGAUGUACGAUUUGAUUGGGUUUAUGAACAAUAAUUUUGAAUAUUACUCGGCGAACGGCUUGACUAACAUGACGAUGCUGCGAUGCUACAAGACAGCGAAGAAUUUCGCUUAUUUUUACACAGCUUGCACCAUGUUCAGCGUCACAUUGUAUGUUAUACCGGAGAUUGUUAACUUGUGGAAGAAGCUGCCUCUUCAAAACAGGAUUUACGCCGACGUAACAAGAUCCCCAUUCCUGGAAUUCGCGUUUAUUCGUCAGUGCCUGGGGCAAGCUUUCAUCGGGCUCGCUAUGGGACAGUUAGGCGUGUUCUUCGCCUCGAACGCCAUCUUGCUCUGUGGCCAACUCGACCUCCUCUGCUGCUCAGUCCGCAACGCGCGGUUCUCCGCGCUCUUGCAAGGCGGAACUCUUCACACGGCCAUAGCAAAGUCGCAUGCAGACAUCUUGGAUGAUGAGCUGCAUCACUACAUUUAUAAUACGGCGGAGAUGACGCCGUCGGAGAACCAUUAUGGGAGAAAGAUGCAAUCACAUUUUGUGGAUAAAAUGUCGAAUUUUGAUAUCUACAGCAACAAAUAUGACAAGGCGACAGUGGACGCGCUUCGAGACUGCGCACGCGUCUGUCAGAUAAUCAACGUUUACAAAGACAAGUUCGAGCAAUUCGUGUCACCGCUUCUGGCCCUGCGCGUGAUACAAGUCACCUUAUAUUUGUGUACACUGUUGUAUGCAGCUACAUUGCAGUUCGACAUGGUGACGGUAGAAUACUUGGCAGCUGUUGCUCUCGACAUAUUCGUGUAUUGCUAUUAUGGAAACCAAAUUAUAUUACAGGCCGAUCGCGUAUCAACCGCAGCAUACCAAGGCAUGUGGCACACGAUGGGUGUGCGUCCCAGGCGCAUGUUGCUUAACAUCUUGCUCGCCAACAGACGCCAGACUAUAGUCCGUGCUGGCAGGUUUCUCCCCAUGGACUUGCACACAUUUGUUGUUAUCAUCAAGACAUCAUUUUCUUACUACACUCUACUAGUUAACGUAAAUGAAAAUCACGAUUAAGAAGUUCACAAUUAAUAGAAUAAGAAAUAGAAGUGCACGAGUGUCAAAAUGGUUGCCAUUUGAUACCUACAAGGUACAUCCUCUCCUACAAGGCAUAUCUGAAAAAAUUAAACUUAAUUUUUAGGAUACUUUU
This is a messenger RNA of Amyelois transitella, 1495 nucleotides long. It is a transcript of the gene Or85e, whose product is annotated as putative odorant receptor 85e. The transcript has 8 exons. Gene Ontology annotation, cellular component: plasma membrane. Gene Ontology annotation, biological process: sensory perception of smell; detection of chemical stimulus involved in sensory perception of smell. Gene Ontology annotation, molecular function: olfactory receptor activity; odorant binding. NCBI's taxonomy places the organism in Eukaryota, Metazoa, Arthropoda, Insecta, Lepidoptera, Pyralidae. The record is from RefSeq and is a predicted model, not a curated record. Bases 1 to 1362 code for a protein of 453 amino acids.